This is a messenger RNA of Apiotrichum porosum, 2019 nucleotides long. It is a transcript of the gene ACS1, whose product is annotated as acetyl-CoA synthetase. Gene Ontology annotation, cellular component: cytosol. Lineage: Eukaryota; Fungi; Basidiomycota; Tremellomycetes; Trichosporonales; Trichosporonaceae. The coding region runs from base 1 to 2019 and encodes 672 amino acids. Gene Ontology annotation, molecular function: acetyl-CoA synthetase activity; AMP binding. The transcript is spliced from 3 exons. The record is from RefSeq and is a predicted model, not a curated record.
AUGGCGGAGACGCACCACACCGAAAUCGUCGACGGCCACCCCGGCCACCUGCACUCGUACCCUCCUCCCCUCCGUCUCCAGGGCCAGGACGGUCGUCCCAAGCCCCACAUCGGUCCCGACUUUGCCGCCUACAAGGCAGAGUGGGAAAAGUCGGUCGGCCCCAACUCGGACGAGUGGUGGGCCACCAAGGCUCGCGAGUCCCUCACCUGGUUCACCGACUUUGACACUGUUCGCGCCGGUGGCUUUGAGUUUGGCGACAUCCAGUGGUUCCCCGAGGGCACCCUCAACGCCGCUUACAACUGUGUUGACCGUCACUACUAUGCCAACAAGGACAAGACUGCCAUCAUCUACGAGGCCGACGAGCCCAGCGAGUCGCGCCCCAUCUCGUACGAGGAGCUCUUCCACGAGGUCUGCCGCGUCUCCAACGUCCUCCGUCAGUGGGGUGUCAAGAAGGGCGACACCGUCUCGGUCUACCUCCCCAUGACCUGGCAGGCUGUUGCCGCCUUCCUCGCCUGUGCCCGUAUCGGUGCCGUCCACUCGGCCGUCUUCGCCGGUUUCUCCGCCGAGUCGCUCCGUGACCGUGUCAACGACUGCGAGUGCAAGGUCCUCAUCACCACCGACGAGGGUCGCCGUGGCGGCAAGAGCAUUGCCACCAAGGCCAUUGUCGACGCCGCACUCACCCAGUGCCCCCUUGUCGAGCACGUUCUCGUCCUCCGCCGCACCGGCGCCAAGGUCCCCAUGACCGAGGGCCGUGACAAGUGGUGGGACGAGGAGUGUGAGAAGGUCCCCACCUACUCGGCCUGCGAGCACAUGAACGCCGAGGACCCCCUCUUCAUCCUCUACACCUCCGGCUCGACCGGCAAGCCCAAGGGUGUGGUCCACUCGACCGCUGGCUACCUCCUCGGUGCCUACCUCACCGUCAAGUACGUCUUUGACGUCCACCCCGACGACAAGUUUGCCUGCAUGGCCGACGUCGGAUGGAUCACUGGCCACACCUACAUCGUCUACGGCCCCCUCGCCCUCGGUGUCACCACCACCGUCUUCGAGUCGACCCCCGUCUACCCCAACGCCUCGCGCUACUGGGACUUUGUCGACAAGUGGAAGGCUACCCAGCUCUACACCGCCCCCACCGCCAUCCGUCUCCUCCGCCGCAUGGGCGACGAGGCCGUGGCCAAGUACGACCUCUCGUCGCUCCGUGUCCUCGGAUCCGUCGGCGAGCCCAUCAACCCCGAGGCCUGGCACUGGUACAACGAGCAGGCCGGCAAGGGCGGUCAGUGCGCCAUCGUCGACACCUACUGGAUGACCGAGACUGGCUCGCACGUCAUCACCCCCCUCCCCGGCUGUAUCGCCACCAAGCCCGGCUCGGCCACCUUCCCCUUCUUCGGCUUUGAGCUCGACAUCAUCGACCCCCAGACCGGCAAGGUCCUCGAGGGCGACGACGUCGAAGGUGUCCUCGUCGCCAAGAAGCCCUGGCCUUCUAUCGCUCGUACCGUCUACCGCGACCACAAACGCUACCUCGACACCUACUUCCGUCCCUACCCAGGCUACUUCUUUUUCGGGGACGGGGCAUCCCGUGAUUGUGAAGGCUACCUCUGGAUCAAGGGACGUGUUGACGAUGUUAUCAACUGCUCUGGCCACCGUCUCUCCACCGCCGAGGUUGAGAGUGCCCUCAUCAUGCACUCGGGUGUCAGCGAGACCGCCGUUGUCGGUAUCCCCGACGACCUUACUGGCCAGGCCGUCAUUGCCUUUGUUGUCAUGAAGGGCGCCUACGACAGCAGCGAGUCCCUCGCCCAGUUGACCAAGGAGCUCUCCAUCCAGGUCCGCAAGGUUAUCGGCCCCUUCGCCGCCCCCCGCAAGAUCUACAUUGUCACCUCGGUCCCCAAGACCCGCUCGGGCAAGAUCAUGCGUCGUCUUCUCCGCAAGAUUGCGUCGGGCGACGACUCGCUCGGUGACACCUCGUCGCUCGAGGACCCCAACGUUCUCGAGAACAUCAAGCAGGUUGUUGCUGCCAACAAGUAA